AUGGGUCUCUCUCGAUUUUUCAAUCUUGUAUCAAAACCAUCCAAAGAGCCCAUCAAUUCCUUCCUUCCGUUCCCCAAUCUUCGUUCAACGCCAACCAGUCAAACUGGUUCUCACAGAUCACUUACGACUUCACUACAAAGCAUCAAAUUCACAAACUUCACCCGUAAUCGAACACUACAUACUGAAAAUCCAUCUGGGUUCCUCAGCAAUCGCACUGGUGGUUUUUAUAGAGCAAUUCACGAUGGCCUAGGAAAAACCCAAGUGCCUGAUGAGGCCAGUGACAAAAUCCCAGGUGCAAAUAACCGCGAAAUCACCGAAGAUGCUGAAAGAAUCUGUAGAAUACUGUCCACCAGCAACUCUAAAUCCCCCAUCUAUAGCUUUCUCGAUGGUGCUUCAGUUGAGGUGUCGCCGGCACUUGUAGUCGAGGUGUUGAAAAAGCUCAGCAAUGCCGGCGUUCUUGCGCUCUCGUUUUUCCAGUGGGCAGAGAAGCAAAAAGGGUUUAAGCAUACUAUGGAGAGCUACAAUGCUUUGAUUGAAGCUCUGGGUAAGAUCAAACAGUUCAAGAUGAUAUGGGAAUUGGUGAAUGACAUGAAGAGUAAAGGGCUGUUGAGUAAGGAGACUUUUGCUUUGAUUUCGCGAAGAUAUUCGAGGGCCAAAAAGGUUAAGGAAGCGAUAGAGACGUUCGAAAAGAUGGAGAAGUUUGGAAUGAAGGUAGAAGGGUCGGAUUUCAAUAGACUGAUUGAUACUUUAAGCAAGUCGAGGCAGGUUGAGAAAGCACAGGAGGUGUUUGAUAAAAUGAAGCACACAAGGUUUAAACCCGAUAUUAAGUCGUACACUAUUUUGUUAGAAGGAUGGGGUCAAGAACAGAACUUUUUGAGGUUGAAUGAAGUUUAUAGAGAAAUGAAGGACGAGGGGUUCGACCCGGAUGUUGUGACUUGUGGUAUUCUGAUCAAUGCGCAUUGUAAAGCUAAGAAGUAUGAUGAAGCCAUUGAUUUGUUUCGUGAGAUGGAAGCAAAGAAUGUCAAGGCUACACCUCAUAUUUUCUGUAUUUUGAUUAAUGGGUUGGGUUCUGAAAGGAGGUUGAGUGAAGCCCUUGAGUUUUUUGAACUAAACAAAGCAAGUGGUUUCGAGCCGGAGGCACCCACAUAUAAUGCUCUUGUUGGGGCUUACUGCUGGUCAAUGCGGAUGCAUGAUGCGUUUAGGGUGGUGGAGGAGAUGAGGAAAGGUGGGAUUGGUCCCAAUCCUCGAACUUAUGAUAUAAUCUUACAUCACUUGGUAAAGGCUCGAAGAACAGAACAAGCUUACUCCGUUUUCCAGCAAAUCAGUAGGGAGCCUGGCUGUGAGCCAACAGUAAGUACGUAUGAAAUCCUAGUGAGGAUGUUUUGUAACGAGGAUCAAGUGGAUAUGGCAUUACGGGUUUGGGAUCAGAUGAAGACUAAAGGCGUCCUGCCAGGAAUGCACAUGUUCUCCACAUUGAUUAACAGCUUGUGCCAUGAGAAUAAGUUAGAUGACGCUUGCAAGUACUUUCAAGAGAUGUUGGACGUGGGCAUUCGACCUCCAGCGCAGAUGUUUAGUAAUUUGAAACAAGCCCUUCUCAAUGAGGGGAGAAAGGAUGAUGUAAUAAGUCUUGGUCUGAAGAUUGACAGACUGAGAAAAACACCAUUAGUUGGUUUGCGCUAA
Prunus armeniaca (apricot) is the source of this 1680-nucleotide messenger RNA. NCBI's taxonomy places the organism in Eukaryota, Viridiplantae, Streptophyta, Magnoliopsida, Rosales, Rosaceae. The record is from the annotation of a GenBank genome assembly.